Messenger RNA from Corvus hawaiiensis (hawaiian crow), 1845 nucleotides. RefSeq names its product homeobox B8 (gene HOXB8). Bases 455 to 1183 code for a protein of 242 amino acids. The transcript has 2 exons. Gene Ontology annotation, biological process: regulation of transcription by RNA polymerase II. Gene Ontology annotation, molecular function: RNA polymerase II transcription regulatory region sequence-specific DNA binding; DNA-binding transcription factor activity, RNA polymerase II-specific. The record is from RefSeq and is a predicted model, not a curated record. NCBI's taxonomy places the organism in Eukaryota, Metazoa, Chordata, Aves, Passeriformes, Corvidae. Gene Ontology annotation, cellular component: nucleus.
GCGGUGCAGAGUCCGUGUGGAGUAAGGAGAAGCCAAUAGGAUGAGGUUUUGGUAAUAGAUGCAAAUGAUCAUGAAAAGACACUGCAAAAUAUGAAACAACUCAUUUGCGCUGAAGUAAAUCACUGAAAACUGUUUAUGAACUGGCAUCUCUUCUUGGAAAUGUAAAGCGAGAACUCUUUAAGUGGCGAUUUUUUUUUUUUUUUUUUUUUUUUUUUUAGGGGUGGGGGGGGAGGAAAGAAUUCAAUAUCAUGCAGGCUUAGAGUUUUGAUUAUAUCCUCCUUUUAUAUUCCUGGAAAUCACAAACUGUCGUUGCUUAGCAUCUUAGCGCUUUCUUUUUUUGCUAAUAGAUUCCCGUGGUCUGGUUUGUUGUGGGGUAUUUUUUUUUUUUUUUAAUAAUUUUUUUUUAAAAUUUUUUUUUUCCGCCUUCCUCCUGCAAACUCUUAUUGAAAUUAAAAUGAGCUCCUAUUUUGUCAACUCACUCUUCUCCAAAUACAAAACCGGGGACUCCCUGCGCCCCAAUUACUAUGACUGUGGGUUCGCUCAGGAUCUCGGGGGCAGACCCACCGUGGUGUACGGACCCAGCACGGGGGGCACCUUCCAGCACCCGCCCCAAAUCCAGGAGUUCUACCACGGAGCAUCCUCACUCUCCAGCUCCCCUUACCAACAGAAUCCCUGCGCCGUGGCGUGCCAUGGGGACCCCGGCAACUUCUACGGCUACGACCCCUUGCAAAGGCAGAGCCUCUUCAGCGCGCAGGAGUCGGACUUGGUGCAGUACACGGACUGCAAGCUCGCUGCCAGCGGCCUCGGAGAGGAGGCGGAGAGCUCGGAGCAGAGCCCUUCUCCGACCCAGCUUUUCCCCUGGAUGCGACCGCAAGCAGCCGCUGGACGCAGGAGGGGGAGGCAAACCUACAGCCGCUACCAGACGCUGGAACUGGAGAAGGAAUUUCUAUUUAAUCCCUACCUGACCCGCAAACGGAGGAUCGAGGUCUCGCAUGCCCUGGGAUUGACAGAGAGGCAGGUCAAAAUCUGGUUCCAGAACAGGAGGAUGAAAUGGAAAAAGGAGAACAACAAAGACAAGUUUCCCAGCAGCAAAUGCGAGCAGGAAGAACUGGAAAAACAGAAAAUGGAAAGAGCCCAGGAGGUGGACGAGGAAGGGGAAGCACAGAAGGCGGACAAGAAAUAAAAGGAUUUUUGAGGACUGAAAGGCAAGCGCUGCUGGGGUGGAAGAGCCCCCGAGCCCCACGUUAAUGGCAGUUAAUGUAAGGGAGGGGUGGGGGGACAAACAAAAAACAGUGCAUAGAAAAGAGAAAGAAAAAAAAAAAACCCUUUUAUUGCUGUAAAACAAUAUAGCUGUAAGCACCACUUUCCUGAUUAUCCUUUGAUACAAUGAGCAGAAUGCAGAAGUGAUCGGGAGCUCUCUCCUGCCUUUUGCCAGUUAUUAACUAGUGGUAGUGUAACGCAAUAGCUUAUGUAAAACAUGACUGUGAAAUUCUCUCUCUCUCUCUCUCUGUCUUUCUCUCUGUCUCUCUCUUCUUUCCGGGGGUGGGGGGUGGGUUGGUUAACAUAGCUUUCAGCGCUAUAGGAGUUACGUGAUAUUACAUUUGUGCACUUUUUAAUUUUUUUUUUUUUAAUUUUAGUUUAUUAUUUCCCACCCUUUUUUGUUGUGGUUUAUCUGUAUGUACUGGAGGUAGCUAUUGAGACAAACAUCCCAACAACAUGAAACUGCCUAUUUAUGCUAUAGUUAUCUCUCUCUUUCUCUCUCCUCACUUUCCCUCCUGGUCUUUUCCUUGGUUAGGGUUUUUUCCUUUUUUUUUUUUUUUUUCCCAAUUUUUCAAUGUCUCUUCC